This is a messenger RNA of Menidia menidia (Atlantic silverside), 795 nucleotides long. The record is from the annotation of a GenBank genome assembly. Lineage: Eukaryota; Metazoa; Chordata; Actinopteri; Atheriniformes; Atherinopsidae.
UUCAUAUCUAGAAUGGAGGGGGGGCAGAAGAAGAGUUCCUUUAAUGGAGCAGGUGAGGGAAGGAGGAAUUUUGUGGAGAACCAGCAGAAUCAGCAGAAUUAUCCAGAAAAGCCCCACCGGGGGAUCCUGAGGGAUCUGCCCGGCUUUGGGGCUUGUUUGGCGGCGUGCGCCCUGUGCCUGGGCGCGUGCCUUUUCGUCCUCGUGCGCUCCUCAGAGCUAAAGUCCAGGAUAGUUUCUCUGGAACAGCAGCAGGACGCGUGCAUGUCUGCGGCACAGGUGGAGCCCUUUAUUCUGGCGAGACUGGACACGAUUCUGGAAGAGUUCAUAUCUAGAAUGGAGGGGGGGCAGAAGAAGAGUUCUUUUAAUGGAGCAGGUGAGGGAAGGAGGAAUCUUUUGGAGAUCCAGCAGAAUCAGCAGAAUUAUCCAGAGAAACCCCACCGGGGGAUCCUGAGGGAUCUGCCCGGCUUUGGGGCUUGUUUGGCGGCGUGCGCCCUGUGCCUGGGCGCGUGCCUUUUCGUCCUGGUGCGCUCCUCAGAGCUAAAGUCCCGGAUAGUUUCUCUGGAGCAGCAGCAGGACGCGUGCAUGUCUGCGGCACAGGUGGAGCCCUUUAUUCUGGCAAGACUGGACACGAUUCUGGAAGAGAAGUUAGCCGCUCACCUGCCGAAGCAUCGGGAGGCGAGGGAAGCUCCCCAUGGCUGCCUGUGUCCCCCAGAAGCCAAAACUCCAUCCAUCCAUCCAUCCAUCCAUCCAUGGAUGUCCUGCAUUGCUAAUGGAAUUCGGGGUCAAAGGGCAUAA